UGUAAUCAAUUGUAGCCAGAAAUAUCAAAGUGCUUGUGUUCACGAAGACAAUUGCGUAUUUUACGCAUUACGCACGAUCCAGGAGUCCGUGAUCUGCCCUUUGCCCUUUAAAGUUUCACUCAGCAGACAUGACUCCUGGGCUGAACUUUGAGACCUACUAGAUAGCAGCACGUGUUUCAUCACAGCUCAAAAGGCAACGGGGUGACACUCCUUUUAAUUACCUCAAACUCCAUCGGUGUCAGUGGAGAGGACACUGGCUUCUAACAUGCCUCGCUUCACAACCAAGCGUGUUUAACAGGGAAUACUUCCACGUGGACUUUUCUUUCAAAAAGAGAUCAAACAAUAAGAUUUGAACAAUGAGGCCGCCGGUGGAAGUCUGCGUGUUGAUCGUUUCUCUCUUGGCUCCUGGAGUUUUAUACGCCAUGAACAAUAUCCCUGCGCUUCAGGAACCUCUUCCUAUCCUGGGAAUGGGAAUGGUCGUCCUGGGAUUUGUUCUUCUCCUCCUCCUCCUUACUGUGCGAAACAAGUUGAAAGUGGACCCUUUAUUCUAUGUAUUUGCAGAGUUUUCCUUCACCUGCAUGGUGGGCCUGACUAAUGCUUUAGAGCAGGAUGGGUUCAUCUCUGGCUUCAUGAGCUUCUACCUAAAGAUUGGUGAGCCUCAUCUAAGUACGGCCUAUGCUGUGAUGAUGUCUUACUGGGAAGGCAUCGUCCACUUCGUCCUCUUCCUCACCAUGAUCCACCGCAUGUUCAAAGGGAAGUCCUAUCGUAGCCUGGGGCUGCUGUGGGCGGGCUCCUCAAUCGCCCAUCAAAUUGUUCACAUCCCAGGAGUGGUGAUUGGUAAAUUCGGGUCUAACAUUCGACCAGCCUUUUGGAGGAACGUCCCCUUCUUUUUGGUGCCUUUCUGGGUGGCCUCUGUGCUCUUCAGCAGACCCAGAGAGAUGCCAGUCAUCACAGCAGACAAGAUUUCAGUGGAGCAGAAGAAAGGUCUGCUGUCUCGACCCGUUGACCUGCUUCUGUCUCUUCUGUUACUCGGAGCAAUGGCCUUCUCUGUUUUCAGAGGCUUUGUGGUGCUGGACUGUCCUCUCGACACCUGCUUCACCUACAUCUACCAGUACGAGCCCUACCUCAAAGACCCAGUUGGCUUUCCAAGGGUUAUGAUGUUGGUGUAUUUGUUCUAUGCUCUGCCACUGCUGACUUCCUUCACCUAUGGUCUGAAAAGACCUGGAUGUAGCUGGAUGCUGGACUGGACCAUCUUCUUUGCUGGGGCCAUGGCUCAGACCCAGUGGUGCCAUAUCGGAGCAUCUCUGCACUCCCGCACUCCCUUCACGUACCGAGUCCCAGCAGACAAAUGGUGGCCUGUUAUCACCUUCAAUGUGAUGCUGGCUGCUGUGCCGGCUCUGCUGGCCGUGCGCUGCCACACCAACCCCGUUUAUUUCAUGAAACCUGUUCCCGAGGGACAGACCAACAAUGAGAAAAAGAAAAACUAGACCACACACCAGCCAGAGACUGUUGAGAAAUACUUCACGCUGUGACAAGGCUAAUGUUUUCCGGGGACUCUCUUUGGUGCACAAACUGCAUUAAACACACCAUUUUUCAACAUAAAACCCAGAGGAGACUUAAAAAUGUUACUUUCAGAGUCAACUGUUCAGAAUCAGUCACCUUGCACAGCGGCAGCAGCACUCCCUGCAUGGACUAUUGGACCCUGAUAAGAAGGUUGUUGAUGGAGUUGAGGACCGUGAUCAGCUUUCAGGUGACUCAUGCAGAUACCCUGUUGGUAUCUUCCCCAACUGAGACUAUUAACCUGGAUCAUACAGUUUGGCAACACACUACUGGAGAGUAAAAGAUGAUUUGGUGUAUUUGCUUGAUCAGUUACUUGAAUGAUUAAUUGAUUGUCAAAAUAGAUCUGUCCAUUAACUAA
This is a messenger RNA of Cottoperca gobio, 1918 nucleotides long. Its product is annotated as transmembrane 6 superfamily member 2-like. The coding region runs from base 357 to 1487 and encodes 376 amino acids. The record is from RefSeq and is a predicted model, not a curated record. The transcript is spliced from 10 exons. Gene Ontology annotation, biological process: lipid homeostasis; regulation of lipid metabolic process. Gene Ontology annotation, cellular component: endoplasmic reticulum membrane; endoplasmic reticulum-Golgi intermediate compartment membrane. Lineage: Eukaryota; Metazoa; Chordata; Actinopteri; Perciformes; Bovichtidae.